This is a messenger RNA of Oryza brachyantha (malo sina), 2258 nucleotides long. RefSeq lists its product as uncharacterized. The record is from RefSeq and is a predicted model, not a curated record. The transcript is spliced from 11 exons. The coding region runs from base 82 to 2187 and encodes 701 amino acids. Lineage: Eukaryota; Viridiplantae; Streptophyta; Magnoliopsida; Poales; Poaceae.
CCUCUGCAAGUGGCCUCUUCCUCUUCCCCUUCCUGGGCACUGAGAGAGAGAGAGAGCCGAGCAACCUCGCCGGAGUCGGAGAUGCGGAAGCGAGAUCUGGGUAUCCUCUUCCUCGCCGCCUUCGCCGUUUUCUUCUCGCUGCAGCACGACGGCGACCUCUCCUUCCGCGAGGCCUGGUACCACCUCUCCGACGCCGAUUACCCCAUCAAGCACGACGCCGACCGCCUCCCCUCUCCCCUCGUCGCCGACCUCAACGGCGACGGCAAACCCGAGGUCCUCGUCCCCACCCACGACGCCAAGAUCCAGGUUCUCCAGCCCCACGCCAGACCCUCCCCCGACGAUGCCUCCUUCCACGAGGCCCGCCUCAUGGCUGACGUUUCCUUGCUCCCCGCCAACGUCCGCGUCUCCUCGGGGAGGCGCCCCGUCGCCAUGGCCGUCGGUUCCGUCGACCGCCACUACGCCCACGCCCACACCCCCUCCAAGCAGCUCCUCGUCGUCGUCACCUCCGGAUGGUCCGUCAUGUGCUUCGACCACAACCUCAAGAAGCUCUGGGAGGCUAAUCUCCAGGACGAUUUCCCCCACGGUGCGCACCAUCGGGAGGUGGCUAUUUCCAUAACCAACUACACUCUCAAGCAUGGUGAUGCAGGCCUGGUCAUUGUGGGAGGAAGAAUGGAAAUGCAACAUCAUUCAGCAGAUCUUUUCGAUGAAUUUAUGAUGUCAGAACACAACAGAGAAGAGCACCGUAGAAGCGCCAGUGAGAAGCAGGCUUCUGAGACAGGCACUGCAGACCUGCGCCAUUUUGCCCUUUAUGCUUUUGCUGGUCGUACUGGUGAAUUAAGAUGGAGCCGAAAGAAUGAGAAUAUCCCAUCACAACCAUCCGAUGCUUCAGUGCUGAUACCACAACACAAUUACAAGCUUGAUGCUCAUUCCCUUAAUAGUCGUCAUCCUGGUCAGUUUGAGUGUCGAGAAUUCAGAGAAUCAGUUCUUGGGGUCAUGCCUCAUCAUUGGGACAGGAGAGAGGAUACUUUUCUACAACUUUCCCAUUUUAGGAAGCAUAAGAGGAAGACACUAAAGAAAACACCUGGAAAAGCUGUUGUAAAUAAUGUGCACAAGCCAAGUGAACACAAUCCACCUGGAAAGGAUGUUUCCAAUAGGUUAGCAAAUGUGAUUGGGAAAGCUGCAGAUAUGGCUAACUCUAACAAAAUCAAGAAGUCACAAAGGACACUUUAUGUUCCGACAAUCACCAACUAUACUCAAGUUUGGUGGGUUCCUAAUGUUGUUGUUGCCCACGAAAAAGAAGGGAUAGAGGCCGUUCAUCUAGCUUCUGGACGCACAGUUUGCAAGCUUCAUUUAACAGAAGGAGGCCUUCACGCAGAUAUUAAUGGAGAUGGGGUUCUAGACCAUGUUCAGGUUAUUGGUGCAAAUGGCAUUGAGCAAACAGUUGUUAGUGGUUCAAUGGAAGUGCUGAAACCUUGUUGGGCAGUUGCUACAUCUGGUGUGCCAGUGCGGGAACAACUUUUUAAUGUUUCUAUCUGCCAUUACAACAAUUUCAAUUUGUUUCAUCAUGGUGACUUUUCAAGAAGUUUUGGGAGGACAUUUGAUCCAACUGGCUUAGAGGUGGCGACUCCUAUUCUGCUCCAGAGAGAUGAUGGUCAUAAACACAUUAGAGGAAGCCAUGGGGAUAUCAUCUUUCUUACAAGUCGUGGAGAGGUGACCUCGUACUCUCCAGGUCUACUUGGUCAUGAUGCAAUAUGGAGAUGGCAACUGUCAACAGGUGCAACAUGGUCCAACCUUCCGUCUCCAUCAGGGAUGACGGAAAACAUUGUAGUUCCAACUUUGAAGGCUUUCUCUCUGCGAGCGUAUGACCCAAAACAGGUUAUCAUAGCGGGUGGUGAUCUGGAGGCUGUGGUGAUUUCUCCUUCUGGUGGUUUAUUGGCAUCCAUUGAACUCCCUGCACCUCCAACCCAUGCGCUGGUUCUUGAAGAUUUCUCUGGUGAUGGUUUAACUGAUAUUAUUCUGGUAACAUCGGGGGGAGUCUAUGGGUUUGUGCAGACAAGACAUCCUGGGGCUCUUUUCUUCAGCACGCUUGUUGGCUGCUUGAUAGUGGUUAUCGGAGUAAUAUUUGUUUCACUGCACCUCAACUCCUCGAACAACGGUAAACCUAGGGCUUCAACGGACUAUAGGUGACAUGACAUGCCAUAGUCGGCAUUCACUUUGACUUGAGAAUUCCUUGUCAAUAUUGAGGUGGUGUUAUAGCA